AUGAAUAUAAAUCAACAUUUAUCGUCAACACUUUUUCUCAGUUAUACAUGUUUGGUUAGUGGUCUAAUUAUUAAUUUUCUUCAAUUAUGUUCAUGUCUUAUAUGGCCAUUUAAUAAGCAACUCUUUCGAAAGAUUAGUUGCUAUUUAGCAUUGGCUAUUAAGCGUCUUCAAUCGAUCUCUGAUGUAACAGUUGGUUUUAAAAAGACUGAUGUCAAGCCAACACUUCUUAGUAUAUUAAAAGGAUGCGCUUGUCAAGCAGAGCUAUUUGUUGAACGUUUUCCAAUUUCUGAAAUACCUACUGAUACUGAAGGAUCUAGCAAUUGGAUUCAUGAACUAUAUCGUGAAAAAAAUAAAAUAUAUGAUUCUUUUGUUCAAUAUGAUACUUUCGCAGGACAUGGAUUACCUUCAACUGAAAUCUCACAUAAGUAUUUUGAUUUAUUAAUUGAACUUGGAUGGAUAAUUAUUAUUUAA
Molecule: messenger RNA, 471 nt
Organism: Rotaria sp. Silwood1
Lineage: Eukaryota; Metazoa; Rotifera; Eurotatoria; Philodinida; Philodinidae
Source: the annotation of a GenBank genome assembly